Molecule: messenger RNA, 1463 nt
Organism: Trematosphaeria pertusa
Lineage: Eukaryota; Fungi; Ascomycota; Dothideomycetes; Pleosporales; Trematosphaeriaceae
Product: mitochondrial carnitine/acylcarnitine carrier protein
Exons: 4
Coding region: 140-1096 (318 amino acids)
Biological process (GO): transport
Molecular function (GO): transmembrane transporter activity
Source: RefSeq, a predicted model, not a curated record
UCUCGAGCUUCGCACGGUCAGCAUGGGAUGAACAUAUCCACCGCCCUCCUCUCCAAUUCCCUUUCGCCCUCUUUCUAAUCCUCCUCUCCACGACGGCUGGACAAAUGCCGGCGAUACUGACGACCGGAAGAGUGCACCAAUGCCUGCGACGGCCGUGAAGAGCGAGGUCCCGCCGGGCCUCGUCGAUGCCCCGGAGAGAAGUAGGCCGGAGAAGUCGCCCAAGAACUAUCGCGGCUUCGUCGCAGGCGUCUUCUCAGGCAUAGCGAAGCUCUCAGUGGGGCAUCCCUUCGAUACCAUCAAGGUCCGAUUACAGACGACCGAUAAGUCGCACUUCCGAGGGCCAUUGGACUGUCUGCUCCAGACGUUGAAGAAUGAGGGUGUGAAGGGCAUCUACAAGGGCGCCACGCCGCCGCUGGUGGGCUGGAUGUUCAUGGACUCGAUCAUGCUGGGUUCCUUGAGCGUAUACCGGCGAGUCCUGAACGACAAUAUCUUCAAUCCGAGACGAGUCGGCGAUGAGCAGAAGAGGCUUCCGGUAAUUGGGCAUGCAAUGGCAGGCACUAUGGCGGGAUGGACGGUAUCCUUCAUUGCGGGGCCGGUUGAACAUAUCAAGGCGCGGCUACAGGUGCAAUAUCAGGCUGAGAAGUCGAAGAGACUAUACAGCGGGCCCAUUGACUGCCUGAAGAAGACGUUCAAAAACCAUGGCGUCCGCGGCGUCUUCCACGGCCUCAGCGCCACUCUCCUCUUUCGCACCUUCUUCUGCUUCUGGUGGGGCACCUACGACGUCUUCACUCGCGCGUUCCAGAAAAACACCAACCUCUCCGCUCCGGCAAUCAACUUCUGGGCCGGCGGUCUCUCCGCACAGAUCUUCUGGCUCACUUCCUACCCGAGCGACGUCGUCAAACAAAGAAUCAUGACGGACCCACUUGGGCCUGAACGCAGGUUUCCCAGGUGGAGAGACGCAGCCAAGGCGGUCUGGAGGGAAAGCGGCUGGAGAGGCUAUUGGAGGGGUUUCGUGCCUUGCUUUUUGAGGGCUUUCCCAGCGAAUGCGAUGGCGCUAGUGGCUUUCGAAGGGGUGAUGAGGGCUUUGCCCGAGUGAGUAUUUGGGCUGACGGCCUUGUCUUAUUGACGUACCAGGGUAGACUCAGAAAAGAAGACAUCGACAUGGCAAAUCUCGAGCACUCCACUCCCCUGCAAUAUACUCUCCCGCAUUGCACGCACUGCGACUCACUAGGAUUUGAAACAGAACAGCUCACACGUUUUCCGGCUUCGCGGCCGCUUACCAUUUCUUCGCUCUGCUUUGUCCCGUUCCUUCAGCGGCCUUCCUGCUCAAGCAAACACGUGCAUAUAAUGACUCCGAACUAGAGACGCCGUUGCACGGUUAUCUUUUCGACUUGUUUGACUCAUCCAGAAGGCUCGGCUGGCUUCUGGCAGUCUUUGUUGUCCUGGAGCUUCGCAUGGGGGUU